Miscanthus lutarioriparius is the source of this 939-nucleotide messenger RNA. The record is from the annotation of a GenBank genome assembly. Lineage: Eukaryota; Viridiplantae; Streptophyta; Magnoliopsida; Poales; Poaceae.
AUGACGGGGUGCCUGUGGCCGUGCGUGGGAGCGGCGGUGGCUGGGGAUGGGGCCGGCCACCGGAAGGCGGGGCUGUUCCGCUCCAAGCCCAGGACCCCCGCGGAGGUGGUGCAGCACGUCAGGGACCUGGUCACCUACGUCCUCGACAACAAGGACGGCUGCUGCGGCGGCAAGCGCGACGCCAAGCUUGAGCACAGGAUGGUAGAACUAAGCAAAGGAAUCAAGGAGAUGAAAGGCAUUCUCUUCGGUAAUGGCGAAGAAGAUCCUUGUGAAGAAGCUUGCAAGCAAUUGACUAAGGAGUUCUUCAAGAAGAACACUGACACCUUCCGUCAACUAAUUGUUUGCCUUCAAUACGUGGACUUGGAAGUACGAAAACUUGGACAUUGCAAUACAUUACAGUACUCUAUUGAGAGAUUGCAUACGCCACCAAGUCGCUGCAAGUUUCCAGACUUCAAUAUACAAUCAGAUGUCUUUAAAACUUUUAAGGAACUCAUGACACGGCAUAAAUCAACUGUUGCUGAGUUCUUUUCCAAGAAUUAUGAUUGGUUCUUUGUGGAAUUCAACUCGAAACUGAUAUUAUCUGCUUCCAACUACUUCAUCCGAAGGCAAGCCGUUCAACUCUUGCGAGACAUUCUUUUGGAAAGGUCAAACAUUGCAGUGAUGAUGCGCUAUGUUAGUUCGAAAGAGCACCUCAUGAUUCAAAUGAACCUUCUGAGGGACGAAAGCGUAGCUAUUCAAGUAGAGGCUUUCCAUGUCUUUAAGCUGUUCGUCGCUAACAAGGAGCAGCCACCUGAGAUCACCAGCAUACUGCGCGCCAACAGAAGCAAGCUCCUGAGGUUCCUGAAAGACUUCACCACCGUGGAGAAAGACGAUAAGAAGUUCGAGGCCGACAAAGCUACGGUCAUCUCGGAGAUCCUAGCGCUAGCUGAAAAGCAGUAG